AUGUUUGGCGUAUCGGGCUCGGAUGCAUCGAUUUUUGCAGAGCUGGAGCCAUCUCUAUCCGUCAAUGAGCAAAACCUGGCAGACCGAGUUCGGUACAUCCUGCGCUCCAACAUAUUUGGUGAUGCCGAACUCGAACGACUACGACGUGAGGCUGUUCCCUCAUCGAAAGGAAAUGCUACGAUGUUGGAAACGCGCAGCAUGCCUCUCGAAAAUCGACCGCGACUUCCCCGCAUACCCUUUAGCAAGCGAAAUCGGGCUGUCGUGCGGGCUCUUAACCCAAUGCUGGUGACCUAUUUGGGAGCCAGCCGGGAACUUUGCGAGACGGACUCAAUUCUUUUUGGCGCCGCACUGGCAGUAUGCAGUAUUAUUGGCGCCAAACUUCCCAUGGCUGAACGUGCUACUCAACAAAGUAGCGCCAUCCCAGCUUGGAGAAAAAGAAUCGAGGACCGUACCACAAAGGCAAGAGCCCUUAUUGGCAGACUGACAAGCGUCAGGUCGGAUAAUAACAGACCGAGAGUUGUGCGCACCAUUAGAAUGGCGUUUGCUAGAACAAAUAUUAGUUUAUCCGAGCCGGAUAUCAAGCAGAAACUAACGGAGCGCAUAGAUGACCUGAAGCAAAAAAUCGCUGCUUGGGGGAAGCGGAUUCGACGAUUUAGCGAGAGGUCAAGGUGGUUCAACCAGAAUCGUCUCUUCCAGAGUGAUCAGAAGAGGCUCUAUAAAUCAUUGGAGCGACCAGAGGUAUGUGGAGCGAGCCCAGGACCGGAUCAGGCUGAUACUAUCGCAUUUUGGCGUGGCCUGUGGUCUCUUGGAUGGGAGUUACCACAGACCCGAGCGAAUACCGCCCCAUCACGUGUCUAUCCACCAUAUAUAAAACACUGA
This is a messenger RNA of Parnassius apollo (apollo), 879 nucleotides long. The record is from the annotation of a GenBank genome assembly. Lineage: Eukaryota; Metazoa; Arthropoda; Insecta; Lepidoptera; Papilionidae.